Cuscuta campestris is the source of this 1541-nucleotide messenger RNA. The record is from the annotation of a GenBank genome assembly. NCBI's taxonomy places the organism in Eukaryota, Viridiplantae, Streptophyta, Magnoliopsida, Solanales, Convolvulaceae.
GGAAGAAAGUUUUAGGAUGGAGGGAGUAAUAAAAAUUAGGAGGGAGGAAGAAUUUAAUUUCCAUCCAUAUGGUCACUAUAUAUGCACAUGCAUGCACAUUCCCUCAUUUGCCAAAACUUUCCAUAUUUCCCAUAUUACCCAUAUAUCAUGGCUCUUAGCUCAAAAGCUUCCAAAACCCAAACCACCAUUUUUAGGGCACUGACCCUACAAAUCCUCAUUCUCUAUUGCCCUAAACAACCCUCAGCUGCCCUAUCAGCUGCCCCAAAGCCCUUCAAGAGGCUCUACGCAUUUGGCGACUCCAUCACAGACACCGGCAACACAAACUCCACCACCGGCCCCAUCUUCUUCACCCACGUCUCGAAUCCGCCGUACGGCCGCACGUUCUUCCACCGCCCCACCAACCGCUACUCCGACGGUCGCAUCGUCAUCGACUUCGUCGCCGGAGCUCUCUCCCUCCCGCUGCUGCCGCCGUAUCUGGACUCCGCCGCCGACAGGUCCCACGGCGUCAACUUUGCCGUUGCCGGCUGCACUGCCAUAAACCACAGGUUCUACGUGAGGAACAAUAUAACACUAAACAUCACACCACAGUCACUUGGGACGCAGUGGGGAUGGUUCAACAGGCACUUGAAGACCCUUGGGUGUCCUAAAGAUAAAGACACCCCUAAUAAUAAUGGGGAGUUUUGUAGGGCAGUCUUUGAGGACUCCCUGUUUUGGCUGGGCCCAAUUGGGGUUAAUGACUACUCUUACAUCUUUGGUUCUUCGGUCACAAGCCAUACCAUUCAACGCCUCUCCAUCUCUAGCAUCUCUUCCUUCCUGCAGGCAUUGCUAAACAAAGGCGCAAAGUAUGUUGUAGUCCAAGGCCUUCCAAUGCUAGGCUGCACCUCCUUCAACCUCUACCUUGCAGACCCGGGGAACCGGGACGGCACAGGGUGCGUGGCCACCGUAAACCACCAGAGCGCCGCCCACAACGCCGCCCUCCGGUCCCUCCUCGACGGCCUCUCCAAGCACUACCCCAACGCGACCCUCGCCUACGCCGACUACUACGGCGCCUACGGGGCCAUCCUCACCCACCGCCAGAGCUACGGCAUCGCCGAGCCCUUCAAGGCGUGCUGCGGCUCUGGCGGCGGCGAGCUGAACUUCGACCUCUUCAACACCUGCGGCUCGCCGGCGGUGGCAGCGGCGUCGUCCUGCCCGGACCCGUCGAGGUACAUCAACUGGGACGGCGGGCACCUCACGGAAGCCAUGUAUAGAGCCGUGGCGGAUAAGCUCGUCAAUGGCACGUUUUGUGACCCUCCCUUUAGCUACUUGGUCAAGAAGAAGAUGUCUUCUUCAUCAUCUGCAUGAAUUUACUAUUUUAAUUAAUUGCUCCAUUACUUGAGGAUUUUUGUUACACGUUAUUUUUGAAGACUUUUGGGGUUAUAAUUGUAAUGUGUUUUUGGAGACUCGUGUUUGAGGAUUUUUGUUACACUUUUCUCUUUUUUUUCUUUUUACAUUCGUCUCAAAAAAACUUUUCUUAUAUUUAUUAAAAAGUCAUCAUUUUU